Molecule: messenger RNA, 1799 nt
Organism: Abrus precatorius (Indian licorice)
Lineage: Eukaryota; Viridiplantae; Streptophyta; Magnoliopsida; Fabales; Fabaceae
Product: heat shock factor protein HSF30-like
Exons: 3
Coding region: 15-1265 (416 amino acids)
Biological process (GO): regulation of transcription by RNA polymerase II
Cellular component (GO): nucleus
Molecular function (GO): DNA-binding transcription factor activity; RNA polymerase II cis-regulatory region sequence-specific DNA binding
Source: RefSeq, a predicted model, not a curated record
AAGCAGAGUGACAAAUGGCAGAACCUUCUCACAUUCUUCAGAAAGAGGUAAAAUAUUUAUCUCUGUCUCUAGAAUCUUCCUCACCCUUUCCCUUAAAUUCCUUAUUCGCCAUGCCUCUACUACCAAGUGCUAAUCCACUCCAUUUCAACGAAAACCACACACAACCGAAAACGGAGAUGAAGGGAGUUACAGUGAAAGAGGAAGAGACAGCGCCAUUCGCCACGGUUUCUUCGUCCUCCAACCUCUCUCCUCAACCCAUGGAAGGGUUGCACGAGGUGGGUCCUCCUCCAUUUCUGACCAAAACUUUCGAAGUCGUCGAAGACCCUUCCACUGACUCCAUCGUUUCGUGGAGCAGAGCACGCAACAGUUUCGUCGUUUGGGACUCUCACAAGUUCUCAACCACCGUUUUACCUCGUUACUUCAAACACAACAAUUUCUCCAGCUUCGUUCGUCAACUCAACACUUACGGGUUCAGAAAGAUUGAUCCUGAUCGAUGGGAAUUUGCGAAUGAAGGGUUUUUGGCGGGGCAGAAGCAUUUGUUGAAGACGAUAAAGAGAAGAAGGAACGUGACUCAGCCGCAGAGCGUGGGUGGAGGUGGGGCUUGUAUUGAGUUGGGUGAGUUUGGGCUUGAAGGUGAGGUUGAACGGCUGAGGAGAGAUAGAACGGUGUUGAUGGCUGAAAUUGUGAAGUUAAGGCAGCAACAGAACAAUUCAAAGGAGCAAGUGUUGACCAUGGAAGCUAGGUUGCAAGCUACUGAGAAGAAACAUCAACAGAUGAUGACUUUUCUUGCCAAAGCACUUAGUAAUCAAUCUUUUGUGCAACAGCUUCUACAGAGGAAUGCUCAGAAGAGAGAAUUGCAGGGUGUCAGGAGAAAGAGGAGACUCGCUGCUUCUCCUAGUGUGGAGAAUUUGCAAUUGGAUCAGGAUCCUGUGAUUGCUGCAGUUCCAUUUGAGGAACAAAAUGGAGAAGAGUUGGCAGCUAUUGAGUCCCAGAUGGAGUCUUUUUUCUCUUGUGAUGAAGAAUCGAGCAGUGAAAUCAAAGACCCAAUAUCGGGUUCAGUUCCAAUUGCAAGUGGGAGUGAUGCAAUCUGGGAGGACUUGUUGAGGCAAGAGUUGGUUGUAGGGGAUCCUGAGGAUGAGGUUGUGAUUGGUGAUUUUUCGCAAAUUGAUGCUCCUGUGGAGGAUUUGGUAGCAAGGCCUGAUGAUUGGACUGAGGACUUGAAAAAUCUCGUGGAUCAUAUGGGUUAUGUUGGGUCCAAACCGUAGAGGACAUAGUGGUUACUGGUUGUAGAAUUUUUAGUGUCAUUGGCCUCGGCUAAAUUUCCCCUUGCACUGCGGUGCAAGGAAGGUGGUAGUUGCUGAAGAGGCCAAAAGAUAUUGCUCUUUAUCUGUAUCCUUUGUAAUCAGCAUAUGUUGUGUCAAAGCUAUUUUUUACUUUGUUGCCUUGCUUAUAAUAACUACAUUCUAUAUUUUUGCAGGCGAUAUCGGAGGCAGAAGAUAUUCAAGGGAUGAUCCAAAUCAUUGACUGGGAAAAGUUGUAUUAAUCUACUCGUAAAUUUGCUGGAUUGUCAUUUUUUCAGUGUUGAGACUUGAGAGAUGGAUGAGAUCAUUUGAUUAUUGUAUAAAGUGCACGUUUCUGUAAUAAACGCAUCAUUCGCAAUUCUUUCCAUAUCAGUUCUCUCCCGGUUUAUUGUAAAUUGAAUCAUUAAUGAAGAAAUAAGCAUUUGUUUUCCAGUUUCAACACAUCUUCUCUUACUUUAUUUUUGUGAACCAAUGAGUUCUACUGAUCUAUAUUUAUCG